Molecule: messenger RNA, 1653 nt
Organism: Antechinus flavipes (yellow-footed antechinus)
Lineage: Eukaryota; Metazoa; Chordata; Mammalia; Dasyuromorphia; Dasyuridae
Product: pancreatic lipase-related protein 2-like
Exons: 13
Coding region: 25-1434 (469 amino acids)
Biological process (GO): phospholipid catabolic process
Molecular function (GO): glycerophospholipase activity; protein binding; triacylglycerol lipase activity
Source: RefSeq, a predicted model, not a curated record
GGUGGGACCAGUUGGAACUACACAAUGUUGCAAUUUUGGACCAUUACACUUUUUUUCCUGGCUACAGUAAGAGGGAAAGAGAUAUGUUUUAAAAGACUUGGCUGCUUUUCGAAUGACAAACCAUGGGCUGGAACACUCCAGAGACCUUUUAAAGUACUUCCCUGGUCUCCUGAGGACAUCAAUAUCCGUUUCCUUCUCUACACCAAUGAAAAUCCAAACAACUUCCAAACUAUCCUUCCAGAUGAUCCAUCCACCAUUGAGAGUUCAAAUUUCAAAAUGGAUCGGAAGACUCGUUUUAUCAUCCAUGGCUUCAUAGACAAGGGGGAAGAAUCCUGGUUGAAAGACAUGUGCAAGCAAAUGUUUCAGGUGGAAAAAGUGAACUGCUUCUGUAUUGACUGGAAAAAGGGUGCACGAACGAGGUAUGCACAAGCAACCAACAAUAUCCGGGUAGUGGGGGCUGAACUGGCCUAUCUGAUCAAUGUACUAAAGACAGAGUUUGGAUAUUCUCUUUCUGAUGUUCACAUCAUUGGUCACAGCCUGGGAGCUCAUGCUGCUGGGGAGGCUGGGAGGAGACUCCAAGGCCAAAUUGGCAGAAUCACAGGUUUGGAUCCAGCUGAGCCUUGUUUCCAGAAUGCUCCAGAAGAAGUCCGAUUGGAUGCCAGUGACGCCAUGUUUGUUGAUGUGAUUCAUACAGACUCUUCUCCUAUGUUGCCAAACCUGGGUUUUGGAAUGAGCCAAACUGUGGGACAUCUAGAUUUCUUUCCAAAUGGUGGAAAACAAAUGCCUGGAUGUCAGAAAAAUAUCCUUUCAACCAUUAUUGAUAUAAAUGGAAUAUGGGAAGGAACACGCGAUUUUGUAGCUUGCAAUCACUUGCGAAGCUAUAAAUAUUAUUCCAGUAGCAUCCUCCAACCCGAUGGCUUUGUUGGUUACCCUUGUAGUUCCUAUGAGGUUUUCAACUCGGAUGCAUGUUUCCCUUGUCCAGCAGAAGGCUGCCCAAGGAUGGGUCACUAUGCUGACCAGUUUAAGGGAAAAACAAAUGCAUUGGGGCAAACAUUUUUCCUGAACACUGGAGAGAAGGCUAACUUUACUCGUUGGAGAUACAGAGUAUCAGUCACACUCUCUGGGAAAAAAAAACUGAGUGGGUAUAUCAGGAUUGCUAUGUAUGGAAGUAAUGGUAUUUCAAGACAAUAUGAUAUUUUCAAGGGAUCUCUGAGACCAGGUGGGAGUCAUAAGAAGGAGAUUGAUGUUGACAUCAAUGUGGGCAAAGUGGAACAGGUGAAAUUCCUUUGGUACAACAAUGUGAUCAACCUCUUCAGGCCCAAAUUAGGUGCUUCAAAGGUCACAGUGCAAACUGGUGAAGAUGGAACAGAGUAUCAUUUCUGUAGUAAUGAUACUGUUCGGGAAGAGGUUCUGCAAACACUCUCUUCUUGCUAGAAGUAAAUCCUGGCGGUCUUGCUGUGACUUUGUUGUGAUAACAUUGUAAAAUUCACCCUCUUGUUUUGUGUAAUAUUGAUGUCUAGCCUCCCACCAUGUUCUGUUUAUUAUCCUGAUUGGAAGCUUUCUGAGGGUAACAGCUCAUUUAAACUCUGUUGUCUCCCCUAGUGAUCUGCAGACAGAAGGUACCCAAUAAAUGUUUAGUGUAUGAAGAAAGAA